Microthlaspi erraticum is the source of this 963-nucleotide messenger RNA. NCBI's taxonomy places the organism in Eukaryota, Viridiplantae, Streptophyta, Magnoliopsida, Brassicales, Brassicaceae. The record is from the annotation of a GenBank genome assembly.
AUGGCCACCACUGUCGCAGGAUCGGGGCUCAUCUCCUUGAAAGUCGCCGGGAAGCUCGCUUACCGUGAGAUCUGUCAUAUCCGCCAAUGUGCUCCGCUUCAAUCCGCGAUUCCACAUUUCGGAAUGCUGCGAUGUGGAUCGCGACAGCCGUUUUCAUCAACCUCUGUUGUGAAAGCUCAAGCGACCGCUGUUGAGGAAUCAAUAGGCGAAGCUGCUCAGAAAGUUGAAUCUCCGGUUGUCGUUGUGACUGGUGCCUCCAGAGGGAUUGGUAAAGCAAUUGCUCUAUCAUUGGGUAAACAAGGCUGUAAGGUCUUGGUGAAUUACGCAAGGUCAGCGAAGGAGGCUGAAGAAGUUUCUAAAGAGAUUGAAGAAUAUGGUGGCCAGGCUAUUACCUUUGGGGGUGAUGUCUCAAAAGAGGCUGAUGUGGAAGCCAUGAUGAAAGCCGCUGUUGAUAAAUGGGGAACCAUUGAUGUCCUGGUUAACAAUGCAGGAAUUACUCGGGAUACUUUGUUGAUACGGAUGAAGAAAACCCAAUGGGAUGAUGUGAUUAGUUUGAAUCUUACUGGAGUAUUUCUCUGUACUCAGGCUGCAACAAAGAUCAUGAUGAAGAAGAGAAAGGGAAGAAUCAUCAAUAUAGCGUCAGUUGUUGGUCUCAUUGGUAAUAUUGGGCAAGCAAACUACGCUGCUGCUAAAGCUGGAGUUAUUGGGUUGUCCAAGACUGUUGCCAAAGAGAAUGCGAGCAGGAAUAUAAAUGUCAAUGUGGUUUGUCCCGGAUUCAUUGCAUCUGACAUGACUGCUAAGCUUGGAGAAGACAUGGAAAAGAAAAUAUUGGGAACAAUCCCAUUAGGACGUUAUGGACAACCAGAAGAUGUUGCUGGCUUGGUAGAAUUCUUGGCUCUCAGUCCAGCUGCUAGUUACAUCACCGGACAGACAUUCACCAUCGAUGGAGGUAUUGCCAUAUAG